AUGGCACCAAAUCUGGAGCCACCGGUAACGCCAUCGAAGAGACGGCUAAACGUCGACGAAUUCGACCUAUGGUUUCUCGAGUUUUCCAACACCUAUAAUCUCAAUCUGAGACGUUCGCCGACGAACGUUUCUCCGCAGAAGAAGAAGGCCUUGCCCUUUUAUUCCGAGUUACGUUACUACGAGCUUCUAAAGGUACAAUACUUUAGAGGAAGGCAUACAGAAAUCCAAUUCUUGUUUGAUCAAGGUGCUCAGCAAAUCCACUCUAAGUGGGUAAGAAAACCAAAUGCCGACAUCGAUCUGACACCUCGUCCAAGAAAUUUACCCCGUGCAACCUCAGAACCAGAGAGGCAACAACUGAUUGAGCUCCUUAGAGCUAUAAUAGAUGAUAAUAGCUCAACAGACAUAUCAUCACGUUCUUCUUUGUAUGAUGAACCCCUUUCUCCGACGAGGAGGAGGCGACGUUCGAAGCGACACUCCGAUGAUUCAGAGGAGAGUUCGGCCUCGAAGAAGACAAGAAGUUCUCCAUCUGAGAUUGAUACAGAAUGUGACCCGGACGAUUAUGAAAGACCAGAAAGUGUACUUUCGACCCUGGAUAGAGGCCAGAUUUAUAGCCGGUCCACGUCAAGUGAAGGCCGAAAUAAACAGCGAAACGGCCGAAAGUAUGAAUCAACCAAGUCUCUAAAUACAAGUGAAAUAACAACUGACUCACGGGUGUUCUCUGAUCGUGGUGAUCAUAAGCCAUUUCCAGAAACCCAAACAACUAUUCCAGCGAGCAGUCAGGAAAGCCUGAAGCUUCCGUUCAUGCAGCUAUCGCACCCACUAGGACCUAACUCUGAUCCAUUGGCGCCAUCGUCAAGCACUGAACGGGCUUUAAAAAUUUCUUUUGACUACCAUGAACAGAAUAAUGAAAAUCUUCAACAAGACGUGAGGGAGCUUCUUAAGGAGAAGCCACCAGCCUAUUCAGAAUGCAGUCGUCCAUCGGAGCAAGAGAUCCGAGGUUCUUAUGACAUACCUUCCCCGACUCUAGCGUCGCCUUCAAUUUCUCCGGUGCCUUCUCCUAUAAAAGAGAAAAUUGGUAGUAUGCCACCACGUGUUAUCGAUACGACUAGUCAAGGCUUUGGGGAACGGCUUCAUAACGUUUGGCCGGCCCUUCCUGCUCACUAUGAACACGCUCCAUUUGUAGUUCGUUGGGAAAUCCUAAGAGUCGCCCUACAUUGUGGGGUUUCGACGGAUGACUUGCGCCUCGAGUACGACCCAUCAUUCACCGAUCAAAAGGCUUUAUGGACACGGCUUCAAGCAUUACCUGUAUUUCGAGGCAAGAGUUUCCCGGAAAAGUCCAGACCUGAUGCAUGGACGGCUGCCCUGAACGAUAAAUUUGGCACCAUUGAUCAAGUAGUUACUCUCAGUGCGUCACUCACUGUGAACACAUCUAAGAGCGGGCCCUUGUUCAUUCUCAGGCUCAACCCGCUCAAAAUGGAUCUCCCCCAUCGUCUCAGUCGUAGGUUUGCGUCUGAUCGAUUCCUUGAACUUGUGAUACCAUCAUUGGCCUCCCAAGAUAUGAAGAACUUGGGUGAAUCUGCCUUAGACAAUAUCCAGAAAUGGUUAGUCAAUGAUACCCACGUAUUACUCAGUCGGGUUUGGACACCAUUCUUCAUCAAGCCUUCCCUACCCAAGAAAAUCAACAAUGAGAAUACGCUGGGGCCGCAGGUAAAAACAAUCCAUCAAGAGCGGGUGUACCUGUUUGCCGAAGAUGGCAAUGAUUUCCACCGUUUAGCAACAGGAGACCGCUGGUCACCCAAGGGUGAACCAGCGAACAUGCAUACCAAAAUGGGGCGGGAAAGCCUCAUUGAUUGGCUUUUACAAGUCCCCAAUAACCAGAGUCAGUCGAUAUUGAAGCUCUUUUCUCGAAUCGCGUUAGGUCUAAGUCGUACACAUCCCACUGCUGUUGUCCAACCUGACCAAAUCCGGCAUAUUCCCCAAGAUAUCCUUUCUCCCACUGGGCAGGUCAUGAAUGAUGGUAUUGCCCGCAUGUCACAUGGCCUUGCCCGAGCUAUAACCAAUGCCAUGGGUCUGCAAGACUUACCAGCAGGUUUUCAGGGCCGGUUCGGUAGUGCAAAGGGGUUCUGGAUUCGGGACACUAGUGAUACUGGUGACGAAAUUUGGAUAGAGACAUAUCCUUCCCAACGAAAGUGGAAAUGCGACUACGUAGAAGAGGACCAUCGUACAUUUGAAGUGCGUAACGAGCCUUGGGAGCUCAAGUCCGCGAACCUCAAUCUUCAACUUCUCCCUAUACUUGAAGACAGGGCUAUCGAUAGAUCUCGGAUGAAGGACCAGAUUGGAAAGUUCAUGAAGGAAAGUCUCAAAAGAGAACUUGAUGCACAGAAGGCAGCCAUGCAAAAUCCCACCCAAUCUAGGCUGUGGGUUCACGAGAAUGCUCCGUCAAGCCGAAGGGCAGAGCAUGUAAAGGUCAACGAAGUGCCGUUUACAGGAGGGCUCCCGAGUGGUCGAGAAGACAUUAUGUCUUUUCUCUUAGUCAGUGGCUUUGAAACUACCAAACUGACGUUUCUACGCGACAUGGCUUGGAAAUUACGAAAGGCAAAAUGUGAAGAACUCCAGGAAAAGCUGAAUGUGAGAGUGGGCCGUUCCACAUACGCAUAUAUGGUUGUCGACUUCCUGGGUAUUUUAGAAGAGGAUGAAGUUCACCUUGGGUUUUCUUCCAAAUUUACCGACGAGGGGUCGGAAUUUUCCGAGACCUUCCUUCAUGGUAUGGACGUCCUUGUUGCGCGGACUCCUGCGCAUUACCCAAGUGACAUACAAAGAGUCAAAGCCGUUUUCAAGCCUGAACUGGGCUUUUUGAAAGAUGUCAUAAUCUUCUCCACCAAAGGCAACACGCCCCUUGCUGACAAGCUUUCUGGUGGUGAUUAUGAUGGUGAUAUCGCAUGGGUCUGCUGGGACCCUACAAUAGUGGGUAACUUCUCCAACGCAGAAGUACCCGAUGUCCCAAACCUGUUUGAUGGGGGCGUGGUCAAUAAAGAGACCACGACCUACCUUGAGCUUAUGAAGCUUAUGGGGGAAAGUGAUAUCACUUCGAAGUUCCUCGAGAGAGCAUUCAGAUUUAACAUGCAGCAGAACCUCCUUGGCAUGUGUACGAAUUACAAGGAAAGGUUAUGCUAUGCACGUAAUUCGGUUCGAGACAACGCUGCAAUCCUGUUGAGCACCCUCAUUAGCCACUUAGUAGACAGGGCUAAGCAAGGAAUAGUCUUCACGGACCAAGAUUGGGCCCGACUACGCAAAACCCUCAGACGGACCGACCCACCUGAUCCGAGGUAUAAAAAAGAGAGUUGGAGCGAAAUAUGGGACCCCACGCAUAUCAUAGACCACGUCAAGUUCAGCGUAGGAAAGCCAACGGUUGAGGAAGAGCUGCGAGUAUUCAAUGAAUCCCUUGGUCAUACUGAACAUUGGGACGAGGAUCUCGUAAAAUUCUAUCGACACUAUGAAAAACUUCAAAGACCGUUAAGUGAACGUAAAGUGGCCGUAAAAAAAUCGACUUGGGAAACAGUUUUAGAUGAACUCAAGAAAGAUAUCGACGCUUUUGCUCAAAAAUGGCCGAAGGCCCGCGGCGACUGGGAAGCCAAAAUCACCAACAUGUACGAUGAAUGGCAGAAGAUAUCCCCUACAACGAAGAUUAACUCUUCGAAGACCAUCAGAUCCUUUCAGCAGGAGGAUCAAGUCAAUGUUGGACUUUCAAAUUGGCAUCUUCUGAAGGCUUCGUUCUUUUUCGCGAUGUACUACAGAAAAUAUCCGUCCUUCGUGUGGUACAUAGCGGGCAGACAACUCGCGCACUUAAAGGCUCAAUGUGUGACCGGCAGGGCCGGCGGCUUCCCCGUACUCAUGAUACCCAACAUGUAUGCCGGUUCGAGACCCGACAAGAAAUACGCCCAAGCUCUAGCGGCAAGAGAUGAGGGGCGCAAUUUGGUCGAGGGUGAUGCAAUUGGCGAGAAGGAGGCCACGUCGUUAUCGGACAGUGAAUUUUAG
Messenger RNA from Hypoxylon trugodes, 4035 nucleotides. Its product is annotated as RNA dependent RNA polymerase-domain-containing protein. Gene Ontology annotation, cellular component: nuclear RNA-directed RNA polymerase complex. Gene Ontology annotation, biological process: siRNA processing. Bases 1 to 4035 code for a protein of 1344 amino acids. The transcript has 3 exons. Lineage: Eukaryota; Fungi; Ascomycota; Sordariomycetes; Xylariales; Hypoxylaceae. The record is from RefSeq and is a predicted model, not a curated record. Gene Ontology annotation, molecular function: RNA-directed RNA polymerase activity.